AACACGGGAACACCCUCCUAUCGUGAGCACCAUCCUCGGCUUUUCCUUUAGCGUUUCCGUGACACCGUCUCUAGUCUGCGAGCUGAGGCUUUCCGCUGCGUUUCUUCCUGCAACGAUCUCACCGGUAUCCGCCGCAUACGAUAUCCGAAAUGGCCGAAUCUGAUGGCCAUGCCAUGCCUGUACAGGGUAGCAAAUCGGAGAGUGCCUUAACCGACAGCGACCCGAUACUUACGCCGGAUGCGACCGGUAGCCCGUUGCUGGGCUCCGAGGCGGGACUGGGCGAUACACCUACGAUGGGCCCAUCCAGCAGUCCUAAACUAUCAAGGAAUCCAUCCUUCUCUGGCAGCAGCUCAUAUCAGGAGGAUUGGGAAGCCUUUCCACCAUUAGAUCGUUUGACGGUACUGGAUUUAUUGGACAACUUCGCCCUGCCGCAACAACUCGAGAAACUCCAGAAAGGAAUAUCAGCACAGACCGAGAAGGUUCGCAAGUCACGAGAUGCCUUCAAGUCCAAAAGCCAAGUCGCGAGGGAGCGCAUGGUGGAAGAGUGGCGGCGACGAGUACCUUCAGCCGAGGAGCAGCUGGAGCGGUACAGGACGCGCAUGAAGAAGAGCGUCGAGAAAGUGAGCCGGCAAUGGAAUGACACCAAGGUCAUCACCCUGCGUGAGAAGGUGUCCUUCAUCUGUGGCGUCAUGAACAUCUUCAUCAGCGGUUACUUGCUGGGUGCCUUUCCCGAGUACUUCCACAUCUGGUAUACCGUCCAGCUCCUAUACUUCAUGCCCAUCCGCUACUUCACCUACCACCGUCGUGGCUACCACUAUUUCUUGGCCGAUUUGUGCUAUUUCGUCAACCUUAUGCUCCUCCUCACCAUCUGGGUCUUCCCCACAUCGAAGCGCCUCUUCGUCGCGUCCUUUUGCCUGGCUAUGGGCAACAACGCUGUGGCUAUUGUCAUGUGGCGCAACUCACUCGUUUUCCACAGCUUCGACAAAGUUACCUCACUGUUCAUACACAUCAUGCCGUGCGUGACGCUGCAUUGCAUGACGCAUAUGACGCCCGAAAACCUGCAGCGGGAGCGCUUCCCGGCUCUCUGGACUAUCAAGACAUCACCGCCCGGCUCGCCCACGGCAUAUGCCAAUGUUAUCUCCAUGCUGGCCUGGUCCACCAUCCCCUACCUCUUCUGGCAGCUCGCGUACUACUAUCUCAUCACGGUGCGCCGCCGUGAGAAGAUCGCCGCUGGUCGCCCAACCUCGUACACUUGGCUCCGCCGUUCCUACUCCAAGACUUGGAUAGGCAAGGUGGUACUGUCAAUGCCCAACCGCCUGCAAGAGCCUGCCUUUAUGUUCAUCCAAUACUCGUACGCUGUGCUGACCAUGCUGCCAUGCCCCUUAUGGUUCUACAGCCGCUGGGCUUCGGGUUCAUUUCUGAUGAUUGUCUUCGCUUGGAGCGUGUACAACGGGUCGACCUUCUAUAUCGACGUCUUCGGCAAAAGAUUCCAAAAGGAGCUUGAGACCAUGAAGGCCGAGGUGUCCAAGUGGCAGAAUAGCCCCGAGCUCGCUCUGCGAAGCCCAGUCAUGACCCCGAUGCCCGAUGCGCGCCAAGGCAAGCUCGCCCCUAUGGACGCCGCAGGCGAGAUGCAUCAGGAGGAAGAUAUUGCGGCCAAGCAAGGCAGCGUACGCGUUGCAGAACCAGUAAGCGAUAAUGCCCGAAGUGUCGACGAUAUUCCCCUGUUGAAUGAGGAGAAAACUGGGGAUACCAUCACGGACUCCGAAGCUGAUGUCGUGUCUACUGGGAUCGAUACCGAUAGAGUUCUGAAGGAGUCCGCUAGGGAGCGGAAGUCGGCUGCCAAUGACGCGUCAUCGUGAACCUAGCGCUUUGAGCACUUGUAUCGAUGAAGGAGGAUGUUACACUCACUCCAUUUGCAGCUUAUAGCAGCCAGUGCGGAGCAUGUGUGCAUUUUAAUUCUUGCGCAAGGAGUUGCGAGAUUGACGUAUAUCACCAUGUUGCAGUCAUAGCUUUUCAUAGCCUUGGAUCUGGAAGUCAUGGUGCGGCAGGCUCAAAGAUUGGGAUGGGUUGAGCAUCAUGUUUUGAUACCCCUUGACUACGAUUAUGAGGACAUUUUCUAGACAGGUAACACGCGAGUAUGACAAAAUGGCCCAACUGGCCACGUCAGUAAUGAUUGGCAAUUAGGUGAAAUACAAGAAGAUUUGGGUCAUGAUGGGCUAUUUGUAGCGCCUAUCUGUAGCGCCACUUGGACUUCUACGAGUUGAUGGAAGCGAUAUAAGUACCUCCUUCAAGGACUUCAAUAUUUCAUUACCUGAGCACUCUGCGACAC
Pseudomassariella vexata is the source of this 2329-nucleotide messenger RNA. RefSeq lists its product as uncharacterized. NCBI's taxonomy places the organism in Eukaryota, Fungi, Ascomycota, Sordariomycetes, Amphisphaeriales, Pseudomassariaceae. The record is from RefSeq and is a predicted model, not a curated record. The transcript is spliced from 2 exons. Bases 150 to 1859 code for a protein of 569 amino acids. Gene Ontology annotation, biological process: phosphatidylcholine biosynthetic process.